AUAUCUAGAGUUCAAAGUUCUAUGACCUUACAUCAAACAAAAAAUGGAGAUGGAAAACAGUCUGAAACAGUUGGAUGAAUAUUUAGAAAAAAUUGGGAGAAGUGGACUGGUUUCAGAAGAGCAAGAUGAUGUCAGUGCGGUUGAACAGCAGCCUGGAGUAACAGCUGAAAAUGAUUUGAUAGAGAAAUCCAGUGAUACAGCUAUAGAAGAGAAAUCCAGUAAGAUUGAAGACAAUGAACAGUCAUCUUCAUUGGUUAGAAAUAAUGAGAAAUCCAGUACUUUUACAAGGGACUUUACACCCAGCAUGCAUAAUAGUAUUGAUCCUUUUACUGAUUCAUAUAAUUCCAGUGUUAUUGUUAAUGAUCCAUAUUUGCAUUUUGAUAAAGAGACUGAAGAGACUUCUGAGUCAGAUUUCAUUGAAAAUGUUAAAACUGAAUCUAUACAGUUUGAGGAAUCUGAACAAGCUGUAAAUGAACUUGCAGAAAUUGGUCUUAGUGAAGAGAGCUUACAAGAAUUUGCCUUAUCAGGACCACAACCGGCAGUGACAGAGACAGGGAAUUCGGCUAUGGCGGAGAAUGCAGAUUUGGAGAAUGGAGUUACAUCUACACUUAAAGUCCAUCCAGUAUCUUUAAAGAAAUCCACAAGACCUUACGAAAAGCCAGUUACUACAAGGGAACCGAAAGGCCAAGUUACAACCUUACUUGAUCUUUCCAGUAUAGGGGAAUUGAAGAGGCUUUGGGUAAAGUCUGAGAAAGCCGUCAAAAAGGUAAAUACCCCAAUUCCUAAACAGGUUGACAGGAAAUGCAGCUUAUCCAUGACCUCGAAAAACUCUAAUUUAAAAAGUAAAGAAACUGCUGAAAUAAGAGUAAAACAGAAUAUGAAAAUCAGUGCUAAACCAACUGUGAAGGUAACAUCUGAAGAAUUGAAUGAAGUAUCUGACCUAGAAGUUGAUGGAUUCAGCAGUGGUAAGAAAAGGACAACCAGUGUUUGCACUAAGCCUUGUUCUGUGAAGCUAAUUAGAGUCGAAGAAUUGCCAAUGUUUGAAAAUAUUAACAUUGAUCUCAGUGUUCCAAAAAGUAGCACAGUUAUUAAAUUUGAAGAAUCAGAUCAGAUGAUGGUUCCAGAAAAAUCUAAGAGAAAAGAUUUAUAUAAAAAAUCAGAUAAAGUGAAUCAAAAUGUUAAAAGCUUUUUUGCUAAGUCUGUUAAGAAAAUCAGUGCAUUUUCUAAUGGUAAACAGUUAAGCCAAAAAGCUAAAGAUAAAAAGCAGAAGAUAAUUACUCCAAAGGCAAUCACAGCAACUGUGCGAAAGCAUGAAAAUAAACCAAAGAAAACUGAUCAGCAUGGAACCAAAUUAAACAGUACUGAUGGAAAGGUUAUUGGUACAUCAGAGACUGAAAUAAGUCCACAAGGAGAUGAAAUGCUUACCAAUUCAGAAGCUGAACUUGAUAUAAAUGGUGAUAUUGAAGACAGUGCAAAUAUAAAAGAUGAAAAGUAUGGUGAUGAUGAUAAUGAUGAUGUUUACUUUCCAUCGGAUGAUGAAAAAGAUGAUGACUAUCAUCCAAAGAAGAAAGCGAAAAAGAGUAAAGCUAAAAAAUCUAACUCUACUAAUCGUGCGAAAGUGAUCUUUUCAGUUAAACAAGACGACAAAGAUUUGACUGCUGAAGUGAAGGUCAAAGCUGCAAGUAAGAAAUUAAAGGGUACUAGGAUAGGAAGGCCACCUGUCUUUGGUCAUUUUGAAUGUAAAUUUUGCGACUUUACAGCAAAUGAGAAAAACCUAAUUGAUAAACAUCACUUUAAAUCUCACAGAACGGUUCUAAAUUGUAAGGAGUGCGAUAAAAAAUUUAGAACAGUUAACGGAUUAUUGGAACAUAAUGCUUAUAAACAUGAUGGUGGAAAGCCUUUUAAGUGCGACCAUGAAGGUUGCCCUUACGCAUCUAAAAACACUGUCGAUCUUGAGAGACACAAAGCAAAGCAUGAUCCUGAAUUGAAACAUGUCUGUGAUAUAUGUGGAUGGCGAACAAGGUGGCAACGAAAUAUUAAGCAUCAUUUUGCAUUAAAGCAUUGUGACGAACGAAAUUAUAAAUGUACAAUAUGUGAAUUUGCUGCUAAACGUCCCUAUGAUUUGAAAGAGCACAUGUAUCGACACACAGAUGAGAAACCAAUACAGUGCUUGACAUGUGGAUUCCGUGUGAAAACAAACUUUGAAUUAAGAAGUCAUAUGUUAGUUCACUCAAACUUGAAACCGUUUAAAUGUACCUUUCCAGGAUGCUCAAGUGCAACUAAAACAAAGUCGGACCUUUCAAAACACAUGCGAGUACAUCAGACUGAAAGACCAUUUAAGUGCCACAUUUGUUCUAAAGGUUAUAAAGACCAGAAUUCCUUAAACAAACAUCUCACUGGAAUACAUGUAGCUGAAAGGAAAUUUAAAUGUGACAUUUGUGGGAAAACAUUCAAGAACCGGUAUGCUUUAAAGAAACAUGUCUACUUACAUUCUGGGUAUAAACCUUACGAAUGCUCCGUUUGUAAUUGGAAAUUCUCCUCAAAAAAUAACAUGGAAAAACACAUGGUCACUCAUGACACGAAUGAAAGGCCAUUCCCUUGUCCCCUAUGUCCAUAUUCAGCCAAAGUACCUGACCAUCUUUUUGCACACAUUGGGUCAUACCAUGGUGACAAGUAUGCAUAUUUUUGUGAGCUGUGUAAUAAGCCAUUUAAAAGAUACAUGCAGUUGAAACUGCACCACGAAAGGAUGCACACCAAAAAAGAAGUGGAGAGUUUGAAAAAAUCACCAAUGGUUGAUCUUGCUUUACUUAAAAUGGAAAUGAAAUUAGAAUUAGAAGAAGUAGAAGCAGGAAAGAAAAGGAGAAGAAAAAGCAGAAGUAAAAGUCAGACACUUAGUGAUUCUGAUAUAAAAGAAGAACCAAUUGAUGAAGAUUAUGGAGAUACUGUUAGGGGCCCUGAUGUUGAGGAGGAUUUUGAUGAUGUGCGUCUUAAUGAAGAUACUGGUGAAAUAGAAGUUGUGAAAAGGAAGAAACUAAAUACAGCUAAGCAAGAUGAUAGUCGGAGUAGCCAUUUAAGUGAUGAUGUAAGCAUAAAUGUUAGAAAGAAUUCAGAUGUAGAAAAUUUUGAUAAAGAUGAAGUUGAAAUAGAAUUCGAAAAGUAUGAAAAAAGGACAGAAAACAGCACUACGGAAAAUCCAAAUGAUAUUCAGUUUGUUGAAAUUAAUGAAGUUGAAGAAAAUGUAAUGAGGGACACCGGUAUUGAAGAGGAGGAAAAGAAGAAAGACAACAUUCUGAUUGCUAAAGGUGAUUUGAGUACAGUUGCACUGUAUAAUAAUUUCAGAAUACCCCUUGCAACAAGAGGCUUUAAGUUUAACUAUGAAAAGACAGGAAAAAAACCUUUGAAAGCCUGGUUUAUGGACACAUCUCUCAUGGACAGACAAACUGCGGAAAAACAUCAGAAACAUAGAAGGAGACUUGGUUUGCUGCCUGCAAUACCACGGGGACAUCCACCGAAAGGUUACAAAAGGCUUAAACGUUUUGUUGAUCAAAGGAAAAGGCAGCUGGCAGAAAAUAUAAAGAAAGCAAAGUUUGUUAAAGAUUUAGGAUUGGUUUCAAAGAGAAAUUUGUCUAGAAGUAAACGCUUUCAAGGAAAAUAUACAGAGUUCGAGACUGUAGAUGGUGAAGUGCUGUCAGUAUCAGAAGUACAGCAGAGACUGCCAAAAGUGAAAAUACCUAAAACAGAAAUUGUGAUAAAGGAAAUACCAAAGAAAUCCCCAUCAUCUAAAACAAAGAAUGUCACAAAUAAAGGAAAAGGUAAAACCAACUCUUCUAGUUCAAGAAAGCAGAAAACUUCAGAUGAAACCAAAGAAAUUUGCAAAAGCAAAACAGCUGCAAAAUCAAAAAGUAAGAAGAAACCAGCUACAAAAACAACAAAGUCCAAAACUCCAAAACUGUUACUGUCUACUGAGAAAAAGAAACAAAAAAAGCAAAAAUUGACAAAUGUGAAAAUAAGAAAGCCUAUUUUUCUAGAGGAAACAAGGGAAGUUACUUCAACAAAUGCAAAUGAAAGAAACAGUUUUGAAGCAUUGGAAAGUAUCUUGACUGAAUUUAACCAUAGUGGUUCUGCAAUGACUGAAUCAGAAAAUAUGCAAAUUGAUAAAAUUGCAGUACAGCAGCAGACUCUAAAGAAAGGAAACAAAAAAGCGAAGUCUGGAACUGUACCAAAGUCCAAAUUAAAAAAUUUGAAAAAGCCAGUGGAAAAGAAUCAAGUGAAACCAAAGUACAAUAAAAAAUAUGUGCCAGUGAAAAAACCAGUAAAACGAAAGAAUAAUGAUGGUGAAAAAGAGGCUAAAAAGUUAAAAAUAGCUGAUGUUGUUUCUGAUCCUAGUUCAACAUCGAAGAAGAAGAAUCCAGAAACAAAGUUGUCAAAUAGCAAACAAAAGAGUGCAAAGAAGAAGCUGUUAAAGGUAAAAAUGAGUCAGGAUUUUGGUAAAUCGGUUACAAAUAAGUGGGUAAAGCAUCAUGUUCAAGAGGAACAAGAUACAGGAGUUUAUCCUGCCAGUGUUCAUGUUCCUGUCCAAAACACACAGUUAGUAAUGGUUUAUCCAGUAAAUGUCAUGCAAACAGCUGGUGUUGCUACAUCAAGUGAGACCGGAGACCAUCCAGGUGUAUUUGUCACAAUGAACGGCAACUAUUCUGCAGUAACUGGGAGUGCAUCACAUAUCGAAAGAGUUGAAUUUAAAAGGGAUCUUAAUGAUGCACUUACUGAUUCAUUUAAUGAAAUACCAGACAGUGAGAAUCAGGUUUAUAGAGGUGAAAACUCAGAUAAGGAAUUAAUGCAACAAGAAUAUACAGAGACAGUUUUGGUCAAACAAGAACCUGAACUAAGUUUCUACUCAAGUUUUGCUCAAGAUUCUACAGCAGUCUAGUCAGAAUUGAUUGCAACAUUCUACAGCUUCUGUUAGGUAUUCAGUAAUGAGUUUAAGUUCAUUGUGUAUAUGGAUAUGUAUAAACUCUCUGACUCUCUAUCUCUCCCUUUCUCUCACUCUUUUAAUAUCUAGUUGUCUGUCUAUCUAUCUAUCUAUCUAUUGAUCUGUCUCAGCUAAAAGUUGUCCAGUAGAUACGUUAACAGUUGCUACAGAUAAAUAUUAAAAGAAUCUCUCAGUGAUUGUGUGAAGGUAGAAAUAUCCGGCUUGGAGGUAACUGGACAUUCUCAUCCAUACAAACAACUACUCAUUCUUUUAUUCUCGUAUAAAGUAAAAACGAACGACUUUCUGUUGGGAAAGCACUGUCUUUAGUAGUAGCAAAUUUAUAUAAAAGUUACAGCAUGUCCGGAGUAAAAUGAGUUUAAAAACAUAAAAACUUUCUGAAGAAAUGGCUUUUUUUGUUUUCAAGUGAUUUAUAAUUGUAUACUGGUUUCCCAGUAGUUUCCGGACCGAAAUCGCCAUUUUUUGCCAGUAACUUUCAAACAAAACAUGGUAGAAACAUAAUUUUUUCACAGAAAAAAGCUAGGUUCUUCGUUUACACCAUGCAGAAUUCGUAUUACACUUGCGUUCAUAACACAAAUGUAGAUGAGGCCUCAAACGGGGUAAUUAAUUCCAUUAAAAUCUCAGUUAGUCAGAGUAGUUUUCCGGACCUUUCAUUGUAACAGUUGUAACCUCUCUGUAAAAGCAAACAUUUCCGAUUUCGUUAUAUAUAUUCAAAAUUAAAACAUAAUUCUAAGGCGUGAUGACGAUUUGAAAAGUAUACUUCAAAAAUUUAACAAGUACUAGAUUUAUAAUACGCUCAUUACAGUUACGUCUAAUUACGUUUGAAUGACGUUUGCAACGUCACGCUAAAAUGACGGAACGUAUUUAACGGACUGGUAAUAUUACCAAAAAAAAAAGAACUUUUAGUAAUUAACACCUUUUUAUUAUACAAAAAAGGAACAAGACCGGUCUCAAAAUUGGUAGUCUAACGCCCUGACCACUCGGGCAUGGACACUGCUGCUAAACAUUUGAUUGAUAGACGGUAUCGUAGGUAAAUCUCUGUCUAUUUUGGUUCCUAUUUUUCAUCGAUAAUUUAAUGCCAUUGUACAGUGAAUAGGUUGCUUUUUUCUGACAUUCAUUGUUUUAUUUUAUUACUAUCGGAAUGUUUUUACUGUAUCGUCUGUAAAUGGGAGCAUCAAUUGACUUAUGUUUAGCUUCAAGGGGCCUCAAUUUCUGCGCAUGCACACUGUAACUGGAAUUCCCCCGAAGUUGACAAAUCUCUUGUGUAAACAUUACAUCGAAGUAAGUUAAAACAACCGGGAUAUUCAAAUAAUAAAUAAGUUCGGUAAUGCUAGGUUUUCGCUGCUAUGUAGAGGCAACAGAGGUCUAGAUGAUACGAUAUUGUUACCCAGAUGCUGUACGACGGAGUAAAGUCUAUACAGCACGAAAUGUAAAAGGUCCGGAAAACUACUUGGGUCCGGAAACUACUGGGAAACCAGUACAUGUAAAUUGUUCACACACAUGUCGAUUUAUAAAUAGAAAAUUCUACACAUACCCAUAAUAUACAGUCAUAAUUUCAGACUUUAAGGAAGUGAACCUAUGAUGAUUGUCUGUAAUUUCUGUUUGAUCAUGUUCUCUCCAUACGUGUUUUUGGCAUUCUCCAGUUGUUAUGGAAACCAUUUCUCAUAUGAGCAAUAUUAAGGGCCGUAGAAUGCAGAAAUAACAACAUGAAAUUGCACAGAAAUUGUCAAUUGUCAUUAUGGGUGCAUUACCUUAAUAAUUUCAUAGAAUUUAUUUAUUUAAUUGUUAAUCAAAUAUAAUUUUGAUUUGUAAUAAAUAUGUUAGUAUUUGUACAUAUUUGGUAAAGUACAAAAAUGAAUAUUUUAUGUACUUUGUGGGAUAAAUGAAGAAUAACUUGUGCUGAAGAUGAUAUUUUUUAUGCACUGCAAGUGUCUCGGAUUCACUGAAAGUGUUUUUUGCGCUAUAAGGGCAGAACUCCUUUAAUUAUGUUAGCUGUAAGCUUCAAGCUAUAUAUCAUAGUGAUCUGACUUUGUUAAAAAUGCUUUGAAAUUCUUACUGCGCUUAAUUUAAAACAUGCAUAAUCACUCUUGUCUCUACUCUUUACAGACACAGUUAGCAUCAGUUAUUGUUUACUUACAUUUAGAAAUAAAUGCACCACAUCAUGAUAACUGUCACAGGUUGACAAAAUAUUGUUUAUUCACAAAUCAUAUCUGCUAAAGCUAAGUAUUGGUAAUGGUCGAGGAUGUGAGUGAAUUGUUGAUUUUAUUGUAAUAUCCUGUAAAUGAGGUUACAGAAAAUUGACAUCCUUAUAAUGCUGGACACGACUGCCUUUGCAACCAGUGUAGAUCAUGAUCAGCCUGCACAUCUGUGCAGUCUGAUCAAGAUCUGCACUGUUCGUCAUGCAGUCAGUAUAUUUUUGCUAAGCACCCCUUUUAACAGUUAAUGGGACUGUCCAAAUUGAAAGGUGGACAAGUUCAUUAUAUAAAUUUAGCAGGGUAAGUGUUAUUAAGAAUGUAGUAGAGAAUUCAGAUAUAAUUAUUGUAUAACAAUACCCAAUGAAUUGCAUUACUGUCCUAGACAGCAAAUAUGUAUUGAUGCAACAACUUGAUAUGUUUGUUAUUUACAACGUUACAAUAUCAUAUACUUAAAAAGUUAGAAUUUCUGCUGUUUCAUUUAACCCUUGUCAUGCUGGAUACGAUUGAUUCUACCUUUGCGACCAGUGUAGACCCUGAUCAGCCUGCACAUCUGUGCAGUCUGAUCAUAAUCUACACUGAUUGCCAUUCAGUCAGUAUCUUUUUGGUAUGCACCCCUUUCAACAGUAAAUGGUACUGUCCAAAUUGAAAGAUGGACAAGUUCAUUAUAGAAAUUUAGCAGGGUAAGGGUUAAGAGACUCACUGCUUUAGAAAUAUGCUGUACUUGACAUGUAACUGUAGGAGAUUUUAACAAAACUCCUGGUGUAAGAAAUGAAACACAGUUAAACAGUACUAAUUUUUAUUUGAGUAUAACAAACCUGGAGUAUUUUAUAAUUGGAUGAAGAUAAUAAAAUCAUAUUUUAUGUCUUAUUAAGGUAGUUCUGUAUGUUUGAUAAGUAAGUCAUGAUUUAGUCAUCUAUCCGGAUAACAUGUGAACUCGGAGUACCAAAAGCAAAAUCACUGUUAUGUAAAAAUGUCAUUCUGUGCACAUGACUACAAAUGAUUUCAAAAAUGUUGUGGUAGAUCUACUUGUGGAUCUCUUUAAUCAAGGGCAAAGUCUCAAAAUAAAUAGAUACACCGAAUUCAGUGUGGAAAAAAAUUGAACUGAACAUGCAGAGCUACCUUAGAACGGUAGGGUAUAUACGUCUCCAGAAGUACGACAAAAUCCAUUUCAUUGUGACGUAAUUACGGUAUGUUUUAUGUGAUAUUUUACAUAAUCCGUUCAUUGGUAGUUUUUUAUGCACAUUCUUUAGGACAAAUUGAUACCGUUUCUUUACACCAUUGUUAGAUAUUAAUUUAAUUUGUUAGUUAUAUCAACAUACAUCUUUGUUUAAUAUAGUAUUGAUGAGGGUUUUAGAUUACAUGCUAAUAAUAGUGUCUGAAAUACUGUUGAUAGCUUGUAUCCUACACCAUCAUUUUAUUGUUGUGCUUCAUGUUAACCAUUUACUGCUUUAUGUAAAAACUUACUGUUGUUUUAUGUUAAGAUUGCACAUGUAUUAUUGAUGUUAUAUUGAUUUCAUUAUACAGCACAAGUUACUUAAAUGUUCCAGAAUUUAAAUAUUGUACUUGUAUAGUGAAUGUGUGACUUAUUUUGUAGGUCAGUUUAUGCAGUUUGUCAGAUUCUUCAUUCGUAUUGUUAAGGGUAUAUUUAUACAGUGGGUUAAGAAAUGGUGAAGUUAUAUUUGAACUAGUAAAAGUGCAGGUCCCUGCUCGCCCAGAUGAAAAGGCUUUAACUUCAGACACUUCCUGGUAGUUUCUGUAUUUAAAGUCUCAUAAGGAUUUUUAUUUUAUGUUAAAAACAGACAAGGUGGCUGUCCAAUAGAGGAUAUGCAUACUGACAUGGUUAGAAAAGCACUACUUUUAACAAUGCUCAUGAAUGAACAUACACGAUUGGUGCCAUAAAGGGAGGCAAUCUGAAUCAAACCCUUAGCUUUAAUAAGACUCCCUACUAACUGAAUCAAAUGUUCAAAUCUAUGACAGAUAUAUGCAGAAACAAUUAUCAAAAGUAAGAUUUAGCAAAAAAAUAAAAAUAACUUUAUAUUCAUAAUGUAAAAACAAACUCGUUAUGAGCCUUUAAGUGGUCAACAUGUGCAAUUAAAGUGUCCGUAUUGCCUUGCUGAAUGAAAUUGUGUGUAGACAAUAUACAGAACAGUUAGCAGAUCUCUUUUUGUUUACACAACAAAGUUGCAUAUUGUUAUUAUUUUAUCUGCAAUUCCAGUAAAGCAUUUAGUAGUUAAAACUUUACAAAGUAGUGAUAUAUUUUAUGAUAUAAAGAUCAUGUUAAAGAGGAAAUCCAGAUUUUAUUUACAAAACCAUGUGUUAUUGAUGUUUUAUUUUAGUCAUUAGUCUAUUGUCAUGUUAAUUAAUCUAUAGCUGUUCAGCAAUAAAUUCUGAAGAAAAAUGUA
Mercenaria mercenaria is the source of this 9584-nucleotide messenger RNA. RefSeq lists its product as uncharacterized. The record is from RefSeq and is a predicted model, not a curated record. Gene Ontology annotation, biological process: regulation of transcription by RNA polymerase II. The transcript has a single exon. Gene Ontology annotation, molecular function: DNA-binding transcription factor activity; RNA polymerase II cis-regulatory region sequence-specific DNA binding. NCBI's taxonomy places the organism in Eukaryota, Metazoa, Mollusca, Bivalvia, Venerida, Veneridae. Bases 44 to 4927 code for a protein of 1627 amino acids.